Messenger RNA from Bombina bombina (fire-bellied toad), 5357 nucleotides. RefSeq names its product MIA SH3 domain ER export factor 2 (gene MIA2). Lineage: Eukaryota; Metazoa; Chordata; Amphibia; Anura; Bombinatoridae. Gene Ontology annotation, molecular function: protein binding. Gene Ontology annotation, biological process: vesicle cargo loading; protein secretion; endoplasmic reticulum to Golgi vesicle-mediated transport. Gene Ontology annotation, cellular component: endoplasmic reticulum membrane; endoplasmic reticulum exit site. The record is from RefSeq and is a predicted model, not a curated record. The transcript has 30 exons. The coding region runs from base 47 to 5029 and encodes 1660 amino acids.
AAUCUUGCUACUUUUUGCACCCUAAUUAAUCUCUGUUUAUUGCAUCAUGAAGGAAUUAUUGGUUUACAGAUAUGUCUUUUUAUUUUUAAUGUUUUAUACACAUAUUCAGAGUCAAAAGAUUCUCUCGGAAAAGAAAAAGUGUGGCGAUCCUCAAUGUGAAAGUUUGAUGAUGAGAGCUCAAGCCAAUCAAGAUUACAAUGGACCUGACUGCAGAUUUCUAAGCUUCAAAUCAGGCGAUGAAAUUAACGUGUAUUACAAAUUGUCAGGAAAAAGAGAAGAUCUGUGGCAGGGAAGUAAGGGAAAAUCAUAUGGCUUUUUCCCCAAAGAUACUGUCAAUAUUGAAGAGGUUUUUCUAAAAGAAGAAGUAGAGGUCUUUGCUCAGGAAAUUGAUUUCAUUUGUCUGGAUGGAGGUGAAUAUGUUUUUGAAAAUGAGGACAGUGUGCUGCAUAAACCCAAAGAAAAUGAAUAUUCUGAUAUAUAUCUGGAAAGGACAGACCAUGAAAUUGUAGGAAAACAAGAUCAAGAAAUUAAAGGAAAUGCACAAGUUGAGGCCACUCUUCAGGCCUCUGAACAUAACGUUGCAGAAUCUGACCUGGACAAAUCCACCUGGACUGUUUCUGGUAUUGGAAGCUGGUUUGGCAUAGGAAAAACAGAAGAUAAAGAAGCAGCUAAAACUGCUGAAGAACCUUUAAAAGAAGAUACAUUCCUGGGACGGAAAAUUACAGUAACUGAAGAAACUGGUUUUGAAGAUGCAGGUGAUGAGCAGCCUGAAGAGAAUGGCUGGUUCAGUGGUCGAUUUACACAAUUCCUUCCUUUUGGGGCAAAAGAGUCAGAAAUUGAAAAGAACAGUGAUAGCCUAAAACGCAGUAGCAACAUUGAAAUUGAUGCUGUAGGUCAAGAGAAUUAUGCAUCAGAGAAGGAAGAGUCUAUUCUAGAAGCAAAACAUGAACCAAAAGACCAAGAUGACUCUCAGGCAAAAUGGUUUAACUUUGGUUUUAAAAAUAUGUUAGGAUUUGGAGACAAAAAUAAAGACAAACAAGACUUCCAUGAGACAUCAGAAGAAACAAUAAAAACUAAAUCACCAGAUGACGUUCCUUUAAAUAGAAAUGCACAGGGGGAGAAAACAGAUGUCUUUGGUACUGAUUCAGAACAGCCUGAUAAAUUAAAAGAAAUAACUGACGCAAAACAAGAAGUUAAUCCAGAGAAUAUCUCUCUAAAUAAAACAACAGAAAAAGGUGGGUCUGAUGCUACUGAGAUAUCUAACCAUUUAAAUAGUAUAAACUUAGAAGAUAGGGAUCCAUUGUCUGAUCAUUUGAACAUGAAAUCUAUAGAGAGUUUGACCACUGACCCUUCUAAAAUUUUAGAUAAUCUUUCAAAUAAGGAGACACAAUUGCAAGAUAAAAGUGAACCAGUUAAUCUAGGUGUUUCCUCUGAUACAGUUGAUCAUAAGGCACUGCCUUGGUUUAAAUCAAUCUUGACAAAUUAUAUAAACUUUAAGGAAAGUAACAGUGUUGAAUUAAGGACAAACCAAGAUCAAUCAGACCUAACAGACAGUUUGCAUGAAAUUCAGACUCCAGAUUCAGAAGACACAAAUUUUGACAAAGUUAUUGAAGAAAAUAGAGACCCUAUUGUUAUACAUUCUAUUAACGGUAAAGACGUUAUUUUAAGUAAAGAUAUAAAACAUAGUGAGGAAACUAUCUUGUAUGAGGAAAAAUUGGCAUCUGAAAAAGAAUCAAUACAUUCUUUAGUUGACAAUGAACAUACUAUAGACAAUAUAAAUAUUAAGGACUUUGAGCAAGAAAAGUUUUCCCAGGAAAAUGACCUUUCAGUUAUAACCAGUAAUACAGGUUCUUCACAAGAACCCAAAGAACAUAAAAAUAUGCAAGAAAAAAAUUCAGAAAAACACAAUAUUGAACUUAAUGUGUCUGCCAUCUCUAAUGAACAAAGCAAUGUAAACCAAAUUGAUGAAUCAGCAAAGCGACAAAAUAAUCCAAUAGGUAAUAAUGAUUCUACAAAUGUUGGUGGUUUUCAUUUAAGUCAGUUAGAUGUCAUAGACUCUGAGAAGAUGGAUGAAGACACACUUGGAACAAAACAGGACAUAUCUGAAGUAAAAGUUAGUAAUCAUAAAGGGGACACCUUUACUUUGAGACCUAUGAUGAAUAAAAUCAAAGAAAUAAGUGACUUUGAGGAAAGUGGAAUAAAUGAAAAUCCAAUGAAGAGAUCUGAAAUUGAUUUAGAGGAAAAACAUGUAAAUACGAUGUCAAAUAUAGAAGUAGUUUCAGAUAUGUCCAAAAUAAAUACACAAGAGGUUUCUACUGCUACAACAGGUAAACCCUUUGAAAGUAUAUGUCUUGAGUGCAAAACUGAUGUAACUAGUGUUUUCAAAGAGAAUGGGUUAAAUUAUAUUAAUUUACCUAAAGAACUAUUAGAGACAUUUCAAAUGGAAGAAGAAGAAGAGUAUAUUGCUUUUAAAAAGACAGAACGGCAACCAAUACACACAAGGGCAGAUAAAGAAACAUUGGAUCUAUCUCUAGAGCACAGAGAUAUUCAUGAGCAAAAAUCAUACACCAAAUCUGAAAAGCCUUCAGCAUCUAGUUUUCUGUCAUUUUCAGAUGUGGUUCUAUUUUGGGAGACAACAUGUUCAAAAGUUGUUGCAGUUUACACAAAACUUGAAACUCCAGACCUGUCACCAUUGAUAGCCAUGAUUCACAAGGUUGCGUCAUAUUUGCCUGAAGAUAUGCAGCCUGGAUCACAUUUUUAUGGACACCCCUGGGACGUGGUGAUUUUUACUGUUGUUCUGGGAUUUUUUAUAUUGUUGUUAUUUACGUGCCGAGCUGUCAAAGCUAUUAAAAGUAGAGGUUAUGCAAGAAGAGAAAGUAAAUAUGUUGCUAAAGUUGCUGAACUUUUGGAUAAUAAAAGUGAGGUGCUCAAGAAACUCAGUAUUGUCAAAAAAGAGUAUGAUGAACUACAGCUGUCUUUGCAGGACUCGGGUCAUCAGAAAUUACUUUCAGAAAUAUCAGAUCAAAAGACUUUACAGGAAAAUCUUGAGUCUACAAAUUUAGACUUGGAGGAGAACAUUCGUAGACUGGAACAUGCUUUUGAGGAAGAGAAAAGGUUUAGCUCAGAGCUAGAUGAUGAGCUUGCUGAAAUGAAUGCCACAAUAAGAACCCUGGAAGAAGAAAUAAACAAUGGAAGUUCUCAAAAAGAAGAGAUACGUACUACGCUAAAGGUGUUUGAGAUUAACCAAGAGAGAAUCGAGACCUCCCUCCAAGAUAAUAUAGAAGAAAAUAUUCAGCUCCAGGAAAGUAUUAAGCAGCUUUCUAAUGAAGACGAAGGUUGGGAAGAAAGAUUUAGUGAAUUAUCUGAGAAUUCAAAAAUGCUGAGUUCAUCUGUGGAUGAAAUGCGUGAAGACCUGACUAAUAAACAGAGUCAAAUCAAGUUGUUAAUUGAUAGCUUACUGAAGAUGAAAGAUUGGAGCUCUGUGUUGGAUGAAGUUGAUGAGUCAGAUGAUAGUUCUGUCCCUAGUAUAAAUAUGGACUUUGAAAAUGGAGAGCCUUUGGGUGAUCCUCAAAAAAGAACAAUAAAGAAGCUGAUUGUCGCAGCCAUGUUAAAUGCAUCUUUAAGAACUGUGGAGACUGAAAAGAAACAGCUGUAUGACAAUCUAACUGAUGAAAUGAAAGCAAAACAACAGCUUUUUGAGUGUAUUGAAAACCUUCAGAACACAAAACAUUCCCUGUCCUUAGAGAAGGAGAAGCUAGGAAGUGAAGUAGAGGAGCUGAAGCAGAAAAUGAAUGUAAUGUCUGAGAAGCAUGAAGAGAGUGAAACAAAACUUCACAGAAAGCUCACUGUGCAGGAAAAGCAACGUGUUCAGAAAGAAGAGAAACUGUCCAAAGUAGAUGAAAAGUUCAGUUUAGCUGCUGAGGAGCUGCUCGCUAUCAAGACAAGAGUAAAGGAGCUGGAAGAGGAAAUGGAAAAGACCGUCUGUUCGUACAGAAACCAGGUAUCCUCUUAUGAAAAGAAAUCUCAUGACAACUGGAAUGGUUACAAUUCCAGUGGAGAUCCAGUUGAGAUUGCAGGGAAUGUAUUAACUGAAGCAGAUUACAAGCUUAAUUUACUCGAGAAGGAUCCAUAUGCCUUGGAUGUGAUACACGCAAUUGGCAGAGAGAAUUCACCAUUUGGACCUUCUCCAGUUGGCAGAAUUCAGGAUAACAGAACUUUUCUCUCCCCACCAACCCUAAUGGAAGGUCCCCCUAGGCAUUCUCCAAUGAUCCCUGGAGCAGAUGGAGGUAUGAGACCACCAGGAUAUUACCCAGGAUAUCCUGGUACCAAAGAACAAAUGGACAUAAUUGCUGACCGAAAAACAGAUCACCACCGCACCCUUUCAGACUCUGGUUCCCUAUCUCCUCCCUGGGAGAGAAAUCAAAAAAUCAACUUUCCCCCAUCAGGCUUGUCCUACCAAGAACACCCUUUUCCACCGAGAAGGCCAGAACGUUUUUAUCAGUAUCCAGCACCUUCUGGAAGAUUUUCAGGCCCAGCAGAACUCACUAGAAAUCAAGGAAAACCUUUCAUGGAUGAACCAGAAGGACGGUCCUCCCCAGAAUAUAAAGCAAGAGUAAAUACAAGUAGAAAUGGAUCGGAAGAAAAUGAAACUUUGCCUAGUCAACCAUAUCUAAAUGAAGGUCAAACAGUUGACGGUCAACAAGUUUUCCAUGGAGUUCUUCCACCUCCUCAAAUGAGAAUUCCGUUGCUACCAAUGGAGCCAAGAGGACCUUAUUUCAGAAGACCGUUUCCAAUACCACCACCUCGAAUGGAUAUGUUUAGACCACAAGACUAUCCUGGCUUUCCCCCAAUUCUUGGCCCAUUGAGAGGUCCAAACCCCCUGCACCAUUAUCCUCCCCAGAUGCACAGGGACCCAUUUUUUCCUCCCCAUCAUUUAAGACCACCACCCCCAAGAAGUGAAUACCCACCUCAUCCAAUUACUCAACCUCCGGGCGAUGAUAACGAUAAGUUGCCAGAGCCAAAAACUUGAUGCAACAUUGCUAACUUGUUUUUUUGUUUAACCUUUAUUUAGCUUUUUUGUUACUUAAUUAAAACAUGUAUGCCAUUGGUUCAGGUUGAAAAUAUUUUAGCAAAAUGAUUUCUAUAAAAUGAGAAACUGGGAAUAAUUGAUACUCCCAUUAAGCAUUUGUGAUAUUUUUCUGUUUUAAUUUAUGAAAUUGUUAUAGAAAAAAAGGUUUUGUUUUUUUAGAGAUAUGUCUAAGAAUUGCUAUGCAUGAUGCAAACAGAUCAUUUGAUUUUGGAAAAUAACAUGGAAACCUUGUAGCAUAAGUUAAUAAAUCUAUUUUUAUAAAAAAAAA